This is a messenger RNA of Pseudovirgaria hyperparasitica, 2227 nucleotides long. RefSeq lists its product as uncharacterized. Gene Ontology annotation, biological process: phosphatidylcholine biosynthetic process. NCBI's taxonomy places the organism in Eukaryota, Fungi, Ascomycota, Dothideomycetes, Acrospermales, Acrospermaceae. The record is from RefSeq and is a predicted model, not a curated record. The annotation marks the transcript as partial. The transcript is spliced from 3 exons.
CACAUGCGCCUUUACCCGCUGCCUAUCUUGACUCGAAACGUACUGCCUAUCGUCAUGAGAACUGCAGGGUCUCACUCGAUCAACUGAAUAGCCAGCUCGAACUCCCCUCGAUCUCCUCUGUCUACCUCUCAUCGCAGGAGUAUCUCCUGGCUUGCGAAAGUCGAGGAAGAGCCCCUACCGCCUGCUGCGAUGGCAGAUCCUAUAACGGCUAUGGAGAAGUCCGGGUCACAGUCAGACCUGGUACAUGCGACCUCAGAUGUUCCCAAAGGGUCGAUUUUAGAUGAUGGCUUGAGCGGCAACACGGCACCGCUACUCCCGUCACCAGAGAUUGAGCCCAAAUCGCCAGCACUUCUAUCCCGAACGACAUCUUUCUCAGGGAUCAGCUCCUACCAAGAUGAUGUUGAGAAUACAGUGUUUCCCCCGUUGGAACGCUUAACAGUCUUUGAUUUCUUGGAGAAUUUGGCGCUGCCUUCGCGUCUUGAGAACCUACAAACGUCAGUAUCAAAUAGAGCCGAGAAAGUUCGAAGAGUGCCGCUGCAAAGACUUAAGUCCACGGGUCUGAUAGCAAAAGAUCGAAUCGUAGAUGAAUGGAGGCGUCGUGUUCCGCCACCAGAAGAACAGCUGAGCAAAUACAGGAAACGCGUUGGGCAGUCAGUAGAGCGUCUAAGCAAAAGAUGGAGUGACUCCAAGGCCGUGACCUGGCGCGAAAAGAUAUCAUUCAUCAGUGGUGUACUAAACGUUUUCAUCAGUGGCUAUCUUGUCGGUGCGCUUCCUGAAUGGUUCCACCUCUGGUACUCUGCGCAGAUUCUCUACUUCAUGCCUAUCCGGUACUACACGUACCACAAACGCGGUUACCACUACUUCCUCGUCGAUCUCUGCUAUUUCGUCAACCUACUGCUGAUGCUGAGUAUCUGGGUAUUCCCGAAUUCAAAACGACUCUUCAUUAGCACGUAUUGUCUGGCAUACGGAAACAAUGCGGUCGCAAUCGCAAUGUGGCGCAACUCUUUAGUCUUCCACUCCUUAGACAAGGUAACAAGCCUGUUCAUCCAUAUCAUGCCUCCCGUCGCGCUUCACUGCAUAGUGCACCUGAUACCUAAAGAGCUGCAGCGUACUCGUUUUCCAGCCGUUCACACUAUCCUGUACUCGUCGCCCAAGUCCCCAGAGCAUUAUACUCUAUAUCAGAUGAUGCUUUGGGCGACGCUUCCGUACGCAGUGUGGCAGCUAUCCUACCAUUUCUUCAUCACCGUCAGACGCCGGGAGAAGAUCCAAGCUGGCCGACCAACGUCGUUCACUUGGCUUCGGAAGUCUUAUGCACCAACGAUGAUCGGCAAGUUUGUCUUGAGUCUCCCAGAGUUCCUACAAGAGCCGGCGUUCAUGUGUAUUCAAUAUUCGUACGCACUGCUUACUAUGGUUCCCGCUCCCCUCUGGUUCUGGAAUCGCUGGGCCAGCGCAACCUUCCUGUUUGUCGUCUUCGUCUGGAGUAUAUAUAAUGGGGCGAACUACUACAUUGACGUUUUCGGUACCAGAUUUCAACGCGAGCUAGAGCAAUUAAAGAAGGAUGUCGCCAAAUGGCAAGCCAGUCCCGAGAUCAAAACACCAUUGAUGACGCCGAAGGCCGAUGACGACGAGAAUAAGAGUCAAUUGGGAAUAGCAGAGAGCCAACGAUUUGUGAGCGCAGAAGACGGUCUUGGCGACACUGGAGCCUCUGUCACUGGUGGCAAGCCCGCUAUCCACAAGAGGGUCUCAUCAGUCGACCAAAUUCCAUUAUUAGAUGAAAAGAGCAGCAACGGAAGGCUUGCCGAGAGCCAUGAAUGAUACCCAAUUGUGGGUGCUACGAUCCCCUGCCUUGUCCACAUUGCAUCUUCGUUGUGGGCCUGAAUUCUACCUCAUGGCUCACGCCCGCGCUCUCAAAUCGAUCUAUAGACUGACAAUUCGGCUGUCCAGGCCCGGAGAAAUUGUUCGGCAUUUUCGUUGGGCCACGAAGCAUAUCAUGCAUUCAUAUUGAACAGAUAUGAUAAGACGUUUCGUCUCUGUCUUUACUGUGCAUAGGGUAUUUAGCCCUUCUAGCGGCUCAUAUCUACCUUCUGGUCAAUCACUGGGCUGAAGUGGUGGUGUCAAUGAUUUUUCUGUUCAUCACGUAGAUAAUAUACCCAUUGUCGUUCAAUACGUCGCAAUUCUAUAGUAUGAGUUAACGGAGGCAUACAGACAGCAAAUUCAAUGCCCCUCC